Messenger RNA from Durio zibethinus, 922 nucleotides. RefSeq names its product small ribosomal subunit protein uS17. Gene Ontology annotation, biological process: translation. NCBI's taxonomy places the organism in Eukaryota, Viridiplantae, Streptophyta, Magnoliopsida, Malvales, Malvaceae. The record is from RefSeq and is a predicted model, not a curated record. Gene Ontology annotation, cellular component: ribosome; cytosolic small ribosomal subunit. Gene Ontology annotation, molecular function: structural constituent of ribosome.
UAGAGCUCAUCAACCAUGGCCGAACAGACAGAGAAGGCAUUUCUGAAGCAACCCAAAGUGUUUUUAAGCUCCAAGAAAUCUGGGAAGGGGAAGAGACCAGGAAAGGGAGGGAACCGCUUCUGGAAGAGCAUUGGUUUGGGCUUCAAGACUCCUCGUGAAGCUAUUGAAGGAACCUACAUCGACAAGAAAUGCCCAUUCACUGGCACGGUUUCUAUCAGGGGUCGCAUCUUAGCUGGUACUUGCCAUAGCGCCAAGAUGAUGAGGACAAUCAUUGUUCGACGGAAUUACCUUCAUUAUAUCAAGAAAUACCAAAGGUAUGAGAAGAGGCACUCAAACAUUCCUGCACAUAUUUCUCCAUGCUUCCGUGUGAAGGAAGGGGAUCAUGUCAUUAUCGGGCAAUGCAGACCAUUGUCAAAGACUGUGAGGUUCAAUGUUUUGAAAGUGAUUCCUGCUGGAUCUUCUGGUGGUGGGAAGAAAGCUUUCACUGGAAUGUAAGUUGCGAGCGUCUUCUGUGUGUUGUCCGGGGGGUGUAGGAGCCUAUGGAGAAGACAUAAGAAUCUCUUGAACUGCCUCUAGAUUUGAAGAACAUUUGACUGCUAGAUUUUUUUUCUAGUUUUUCUUUCUUUUUACUUUCUAUGUUUGGAUUCUGUCAAAUUACACAUCUGGAAUUUUGAAGAUAUCCCCUCUUAUAUCCUUCUUGAAUAGGCUUGAAAUUUUUCUUAUUUAGUAUGAUACAUUUCUUUUAAAAAAUAAUUAUUUACUAAGAAUUAUGUUUUAUAAAGAGUCGUGUUUGUACAAAUAGAUAUUUUUGUAGACAGAUAUGUCUGUAUAAACAAAUUUUUAUUUUGUUAUAAAUAGAACUGAUUUGAUUUUUGUAAGAGAUAGAAAAAUAUCUUACUUCAAAAUAAAGUUUGUUCGUACG